Messenger RNA from Tupaia belangeri chinensis (Chinese tree shrew), 957 nucleotides. Its product is annotated as olfactory receptor 4F6-like. Gene Ontology annotation, molecular function: G protein-coupled receptor activity; olfactory receptor activity. The record is from RefSeq and is a predicted model, not a curated record. NCBI's taxonomy places the organism in Eukaryota, Metazoa, Chordata, Mammalia, Scandentia, Tupaiidae. Gene Ontology annotation, cellular component: membrane. Gene Ontology annotation, biological process: G protein-coupled receptor signaling pathway.
AUGGACCAAGUAAAUGACUCUGUGGUAACUGAAUUUGUGUUACUGGGACUUGCACCUUCCUUGGGGAUGCAGUUUUUCCUUUUUCUUGUUUUCUCUUUAUUCUAUGUAGGAAUUAUCCUGGGGAAUCUCUUUGUUGUGUUCACAGUGGUUUUGGAUCCUCACUUACACUCCCCCAUGUACAUUCUACUGGCCAACCUAUCACUGAUUGAUAUGGGCCUCUCAUCUACCACAGUUCCUAGGGUGAUUUCGGACCUUUUCACUGAUUAUAAAGUCAUUUCCUUCCACAGUUGCAUGAUACAAAUAUUCUUUAUCCAUGUUAUGGGAGGAGUUGAGAUGGUGUUGCUCAUAGCCAUGGCAUAUGACAGGUACACAGCAAUCUGCAAACCUCUCCACUACCUAUCUAUUAUGAAUCCCAAAAUGUGUGUGCUUUUGGUGGUAGCUGCUUGGGUCAUUGGGGUAAUCCAUGCUGUGUCUCAGUUUGUUUUUGUCAUAAAUUUACCCUUCUGUGGCCCUAAUAGUGUGGGGAGCUUUUAUUGUGAUCUUCCUCGAGUUAUUAAGCUUGCAUGCAUGGACACUUACAAAUUGGAAUUUGUGGUCACAGCCAACAGUGGAUUCAUAUCGAUGGUCACCUUCUUUUUCUUAAUUGUUUCAUACAUUUUUAUUCUGGUCACUGUCCGACAACAUUCUUCAAAUGAUUUAUCCAAAGCAUUCUUCACUUUGUCAGCUCACAUCACUGUGGUGGUUCUGUUCUUUGCCCCAUGUAUGUUUCUCUAUGUGUGGCCUUUACCUACUGUCACAGGAUACAUUUUUUGCCCAAUGGAUACAUUUUUUGCCAUUGUGGACUUUGUUGUCACCCCUGUCUUAAAUCCUGCUAUCUAUACUUUAAGGAACAAAGAUAUGAAGAUGGCAAUGAGAAGAGUGAGUCGACAAGUUGCAAGUGCUAGGGAGAUGACAUAA